Abrus precatorius (Indian licorice) is the source of this 372-nucleotide messenger RNA. RefSeq lists its product as uncharacterized. The record is from RefSeq and is a predicted model, not a curated record. NCBI's taxonomy places the organism in Eukaryota, Viridiplantae, Streptophyta, Magnoliopsida, Fabales, Fabaceae. Bases 1 to 372 code for a protein of 123 amino acids. The transcript has a single exon.
AUGAAGGCUGCACAAGAUCAACAGAAGACCUACUAUGAUAAGAGGAGGAAACCUUUAGAGUUCCAAGUGGGUGACCAUGUGUUUUUUAAGGUCUCACCUGUAACCAGAGUUAGAAGAGCUCUAAAAUCUCGAAAGCUAUCUCCUAAGUUUAUUGAGCCAUUCGAAGUGCUAAGUAGAAUUGGUCCUGCAGCGUACUGGAUAGCACUACCCCUGAAUCUCUCGAAUCUGAUGUUUCAUGUAUCUCAACUCAGGAAGUAUGUGUCGGAUCUUUCUCACAUGAUUAACCUUGACCCAAUUCAAGUUAAGGAGGAUUUGUCUUAUAAUGUAUACCUAGUGAGAAUUACGAACCACCGUGUUAAACCACUGUAUUAA